Molecule: messenger RNA, 1476 nt
Organism: Microthlaspi erraticum
Lineage: Eukaryota; Viridiplantae; Streptophyta; Magnoliopsida; Brassicales; Brassicaceae
Source: the annotation of a GenBank genome assembly
AUGGAUCUAAUUCAGUCCUACGACGAAGAAGCCGUUUCUUCCUCGCCGGAAUCUUCGCCGCCUCGUAUGCUGAAGGCGAAAUCAUCGGCGCCGGAGGUAGACGAUACGGCACUAGCUCUGACGGUGGCUAACGUGAACCAAUCGAAAUCGCAGCCGAUCAAUCCCACCCAACACGCCGUAGUGUUUAACCCUACUUACGACAGCUCUGGGCUCCGAUCUUACGGCCCUGCGCACCCGUACGCCAAAGACGGGAUCGCGCAGGGGAUGCGGAACCACAAGCUAGGGUUUGUGGAGGACGCGUCGAUUGGCUCCUUCGGGGUUCGACGAGCAGUACAACACUUUUCAGACGUACGGUUACGCGGCAGAUCCGUCCGGGUUGAAUUACGUCGGCGAUAUGGAGGCGUUGAAGCAGAACGACGAAGCUUGGCUUUGAAGAAUCCAUGGUCGAAGGAAGAAGGAGGUGGUUCAGGGAGAGUUGACGGAGGAGCAGAAGAAGUACGCAGAGGACCACGCGAAGAAGAAGGAGAGAAGGAUCAACAAGGCGAAGCCAAAGGAGAGCAUUACGCGGAUAAGAGCACUUUCCAUGGCAAGGAGGAGAAAGAUUACCAAGGGAGGUCAUGGAUCGAGGCUCCUAAAGACGCAAAGGCAACAACGAUCACUGCUACAUCCCCAAACGUCUGGUUCACACAUGGAGUGGUCACACGAAAGGCGUUUCCGCUAUUCGCUUCUUCCCAAAGCAGGGCAUUUGCUUCUCUCUGCAGGUAUGGAUUGCAAGUUCUUACUGCUGGGUAUGAUAAGAACAUUAAGUACUGGGACACAGAGACUGGCCAAGUUAUAUCGACUUUCUCCACCGGGAAGAUUCCGUAUGUGGUGAAGCUGAAUCCGGAUGAUGACAAGCAGAACAUUUUGCUGGCUGGUAUGAGCGAUAAGAAGAUAGUGCAGUGGGAUAUCAAUACGGGGGAGAUUACGCAGGAGUAUGAUCAGCAUUUGGGUGCGGUUAAUACGAUCACGUUUGUGGACAAUAACAGAAGGUUUGUGACGUCGAGCGAUGAUAAGUCUCUCCGUGUGUGGGAGUUUGGGAUCCCGGUGGUGAUCAAGUAUAUCAGUGAGCCUCAUAUGCACUCUAUGCCAGCGGUUUCUGUUCACCCGAAUGGGAAGUGGGUUGCUGCUCAGAGUUUGGAUAACCAGAUUCUGAUCUACAGUGCCAGAGAGAGGUUUCAGCUGAACAAGAAGAAGAGGUUUGCAGGGCACGUUGUUGCUGGUUACGCAUGCCAGGUUAAUUUCUCGCCGGAUGGACGGUUUGUUAUGUCAGGGGAUGGUGAGGGUAAGUGCUGGUUUUGGGACUGGAAGAGCUGCAAAGUGUUUAGGACUCUUAGAUGUCACAAUGGAGUCUGCAUUGGAGCUGAGUGGCAUCCUCUGGAACAGAGUAAAGUCGCAACUUGUGGUUGGGACGGCCUGAUUAAGUACUGGGACUAG